AUGUCGUCGAAAAGUGAACUAACAAAAACUAUUGAAAAUCAGCAGUCACGGAUAACUCGACUUGAACAACGUUUUGCUGAUCUAUUUACUGCCUAUAAAAAUCUACAGAAAGAAAAAGAAGUACUUGAAUCGACUGUUCGAGUUCUGUCCACUGCUGCAUCAACUGUUGAGCCGGCAACUACAGAUAAUGACGGCAAUGCAAGUGCUACCGAAAAUGUAGAAUCGGGCGCUGAAGGAGAAAAUAGUCAACCCACAGUCACUGAGCACCAAACUUUACAAGAAAAACUGCAAACUCUUCAACAGAAUGUCACAGCUAUUGCCGAACAAAAGAAUCACAUGGAGCGUAUGUUCCAAACGGAUAAACGGAAGCUCAAGGCUGAAAAUGAAGAGUUGUACAAGCAACUGGAGGAAGCGAAAGCAGAAAAUAUCAUCAUCAAAGAAAAGUUGGACAAUGAAAUCAAAGACUUGAAAAAUUCAUUAGGUCAAAGUCAACGUGAUCACGGACGUGAAGUAGCUGAUUGCAAAGUGAUCACUCGCGAAUUACAAACACUUCUGUGUACCGAGCGCACUAAAUCAGAAACACUCGAACAUCAAUAUGACGAAUGUCGAGCGAAAGUUGUUACAUUGGAAACUCAAUUCGAUAACUUGAAGAAGCAAUACAAUGCAUUGAAUAAUCAAUAUCAGGCGAAGUUAAAUGAAUUGAAAGACAAAGAUUUAGUUCACGUCGAAGAAUUGAAACGUUCCAAGGAAAAGAUUGCUGAAUUGAUCGGGAAAUUAAACAAUUUAGAAACUAAAUACACUGAACAGCUGCGCACAGAAUCGAAACGCAAUGAACUUUUAGAAAAGAAACUCAAUGAAGCUAGCACGGAACAAGCUCAGAAAAUGUCCACAACUGAAACACAAAUCGCUGAACUAUCUGAACAGAUUGGUAUCAUUGAAAAACAACGUGCACAAGAUCAAAUGGUUAUUCAACGUUUGAAAGAGCGUAUCGCUCAACUCGAUAUGGAAAACUCGCUAUUAACGAAAGUAUCAUCAACAUCGAUCGAACAGGACGAUGUCAUCGUCACGGAUGAUGAUACGGAGAAUCAUUAUGAUUUAGACACGCUGUUGAAGCGCAUUUCCAAAUUAAAAGUUCUGAUUCGUAUGGCUAAUGAUCGUUUUGGUCAAUCGUUAACUAUUGAAGAUGUGUUAAACAUCGAUCGAGAGAUCUCCUCUGGAGCCGCAAAUAGCAGCGGAGGAAACUUAUCUUCAGAGAAUAACAAAGUAUUACACAGCAAGUGUCACGAAGAAAUCGAACGAUUGAAAGCCGAAUUGGAAAAAUAUCGAAACAAAACUGUUGCUGCAUUUAAAGCAAAAGCAUUCAAAGACACGAACACAUCUAAAGAACACGAUGAUCUCCGCAAUCAAAUCGAUCAAUUACGUGAAAAACUAGCCAAUAGUCAAUCAUUAUACAACGUAGAAAACGAACGGCAUGCUCAAGUUGUCGAAAAACUGGAGUCCUGUUUAACUAACAUUCGUGAACAACAUCGUCAUGAAAUGGAUCAAUUCCUAGCACGAAAACGGACGGAGCUCAAUGAACUCGAAUGUGAACUAGAAAAGCAACGCGAACGUACAAUGCGUUUACUCAGUGAAAAAGAUCGCGAAUUAGAAACAUUAAGAAAACAACCCGAUCUAAUUCCUACUCUCAAUAAAGAUACAUCUCCAUCUACCGUAUCUGAUCUGAAAGAAGAAAAACAUAGCGAACCAACUACGAUCAUUGGCGAAUUAUUUCCACGAGAACUUUCGACUUCGACUAUCGGCGGACCGAUGAGUCCACUACCCACCGCUGAUUCGAAUAAUAUUUUGUAUUUUAUUCAAGAGCAACAACUGCGUGAACAAGAACUAAUGUCACUUCGAAAACAACGCUACGAACUGGAAAUGACCAUUCGAGAUAUACAUAAAAAGUAUUCUUUUGAAAUCAGUCAAUUGCAAGCAACUAAUGAACAAUUAAAUGAUGAUUUAGAACAUAUUAAAUUGAGUACACAAAGAAAGGAAGUUUUGACUAAAAACGAACAUAACAUUGAUUAUAUAAAGAAUGUUUUUUACCAUUAUUUACUUGCCAAUGACACACAAGUGAAACAUACGAUGGCCAAUGCCUUGAUGACGAUUCUGCAUUUCUCGGCGAAGGAAAAGGCGAAAAUUGAAAAUCAAAAGACGAAUAAUACUUUAACACCUGGCGGUUGGUUUACUUCAAAAUAA
Adineta ricciae is the source of this 2238-nucleotide messenger RNA. Lineage: Eukaryota; Metazoa; Rotifera; Eurotatoria; Adinetida; Adinetidae. The record is from the annotation of a GenBank genome assembly.